Molecule: messenger RNA, 816 nt
Organism: Fusarium sp. VM40
Lineage: Eukaryota; Fungi; Ascomycota; Sordariomycetes; Hypocreales; Nectriaceae
Source: the annotation of a GenBank genome assembly
AUGCGGGGCCUACUUAUUCUUGCUUCGCUGAGCCAACUCGCCGCUCCCUUGACACUCCCCGUCUACCCGAAAAAGCGAGAUGUCUCACCUGGCGUCGCCAUUUACAGCUGCACUCAGGAAGGAACAGUCGCGCUGACUUUCGACGAUGGCCCGUUCGUGUACACCGACUCGGUACUCGACCAGCUUGCUGCGGUUGGAUUCAAGGCUACCUUUUUCCUUAACGGGUACAAUAUCGGGAACAUCGCGGACUACCAACCCACUGUCAGCAGAAUGGUCGAUGAGGGACAUCAGGUCGCUUCACAUACCUACGGCCAUCCAAAUCUUGUCGGGCUUCAAGACUUUGACAUCGAACAGCAAAUGGCGUUGCUGGAUAAUGAAAUAUCACUGAUAAUCGGCAAGUCCCCCGUCUACAUGCGUCCUCCCUACUUUAGCUUUAACGACGAAACUCUCCGAGUGCUUGGUCAAUUGGGCUACAAGGUUAUUAUUGCUGAUAUCGACACCAACGACUGGCAAUAUCAGUCCGGUGGUGUCGAAGCUCCUCUAGAUGCAUACUACACUGGUCUAAACAACGGCGGCUCUAUUGUUCUCAUGCACGACGUCCAUCAGAACACGGUCGAGAAUAUUCUGCCUCUGAUCAUCAGGGCAACGGUGCAAAGUGGAAGGCGAGCUGUCACUGUGGGGGAGUGUCUCGGGGAUCCUGAGACAAACUGGUAUCGAACUGGAGGAUCUCAAACAGAAGGGUGGAACAGCUCAGACAGCCAGAGCGCUCCUGUGGCCCAGACCCCUCUACCGGAUUGGUCACCUAUCGGAGAAUGA